ACGCCCCUGAGCUGCUGGGACACAGUGACGGAUUGGCAACACACGAAGCAAACUUCGCUUUACGUGCGCUCACAAUCUACUAUUUACGUUUGAAAGUUGUGCGGGGAAUGCGCUCGUGUGGCGAGCCGAAACACUCUCGGCGGGCGAAAAGAGCAGAGAAACGUUUGCCGUGGGUGCACCUAGUCCUCUGAGCUGCAGACUCCUUCAUCGUCCUGUAUCCAGUUUCCAUACAAGAAGAAAGUACAAGAUCAUAUUCAUUUGCCGGACACUUUGAUUACGCUGUUUGGCCUUACCCAGCGGCCUGCUCUGGACAUCUGGGUGUCUGCUUGUCAUGGCCACCAACCGGGAGCAGCAGGUGGGUCACAUGACCAGCUUCCCACCUGCUGUUUACCCCUUUGCCUUCAACUCCAUGAGAAGCUCUCACUUUGACCUGCUCGCCAACAGCAGCCUAUUUGGGCGCUUUGGUGCUGACCUGCCCAAAGAGAUGGCAGCUCUCUCGGUGGAGACACAGAGCACCAGCUCAGAGGAGAUGGUCCCCAGCUCCCCAUCUCCACCUCCUCCACCUCGUGUCUACAAGCCCUGCUUUGUGUGCCAGGACAAGUCCUCAGGGUAUCACUAUGGGGUCAGCUCCUGUGAGGGCUGCAAGGGUUUUUUCCGUCGCAGUAUCCAGAAGAACAUGGUAUACACUUGCCACAGAGACAAGAACUGUCAGAUAAACAAAGUGACACGCAACCGCUGCCAGUACUGCCGCCUACAAAAAUGUUUUGAAGUUGGCAUGUCCAAGGAAGCGGUGCGUAAUGAUAGAAACAAGAAGAAAAAAGAAGUGAAGGAGGAGGUGGUGCUUCCAGAGAGUUAUGAACUCAGUGGAGAACUAGAAGAGCUGGUCAAUAAAGUGAGCAAGGCUCACCAAGAAACCUUCCCAUCACUCUGCCAACUUGGCAAAUACACCACGAACUCAAGCUCAGACCACAGAGUCCAGCUAGACUUGGGGCUAUGGGACAAGUUCAGUGAGCUCUCCACUAAAUGCAUCAUCAAGAUCGUGGAGUUUGCCAAGAGAUUGCCUGGUUUCACCACCCUCACUAUCGCAGACCAGAUCACUCUGCUCAAGGCAGCUUGCUUGGAUAUUCUGAUGCUGAGAAUCUGCACACGUUACACACCAGAACAGGACACUAUGACCUUCUCUGAUGGUCUAACUUUAAACAGAACUCAAAUGCACAACGCUGGCUUCGGACCUCUCACAGACCUAGUGUUUGCCUUUGCUGGCCAGCUUUUGCCCUUGGAGAUGGAUGACACAGAAACUGGCCUCCUCAGUGCCAUCUGCCUCAUUUGUGGAGAUCGUAUGGACCUGGAGGAGCCUGAAAAAGUGGAUAAGCUUCAGGAGCCUUUGCUGGAAGCACUGAAGAUCUAUGCCCGACGAAGACGCCCUAACAAGCCUCAUAUGUUCCCCCGAAUGCUCAUGAAAAUAACAGACCUACGGGGAAUCAGCACCAAAGGUGCAGAGAGAGCUAUCACCCUGAAGAUGGAGAUCCCAGGGCCCAUGCCUCCGUUAAUCAGGGAGAUGCUCGAGAAUCCGGAGGCCUUUGAGGACCAAACAGAGUGUAACGACAGCCCCCCUCCUCCCCCUCCACCACCUCCUCCGCCUCCAGCUUUGGUUCUCAAACAGGAAGCUGAGGAUGAGGAUGACAGCUGGGCUACAGAGAAUGGCAGUGAGCCAUCUCCAGAGGAGGAAGAAGAGGAUGAUGAUGAUGAGGGGGAUGAUGAGCGGGACAGGUGUUCGGACAGUGAUGGCGAAUCCUGGGGCCCUUUGGAGCCCUUAGAUGGGUCAAGGAAAAGCCUUGGUGGGAGGGCACAGUAAACAUUGUUUUUUUUAUAAACAUACACAUUGUUAUAAAGAUUUACAAACUCACUGUGCUGAGAGAAAAGAAUCAAUCACACUUUCACCUCAAAGAUGCUGGCCUUUCCUUCCCCUCUCUCUUUGCACAUCAGUGUCCCCCGCUGCAGGGCACAACAGAGCCUUAUGUGUAUAGACACUCCUAACUCAGGCCACAUGGUCCAUGACAAGUGAACUACAAGAAACUGUAAAGGAGAGCAGACAGAAAACUAUAUAAACUCAUGGCAUUAGCCAAGAGGGAAGUGAACGCAACACAAAGCAGAUAACCUCUUUGAGAAAACUAAUUUCCUUUUUUCAAUGUUGUUGUUCUUCAUGUCAUAAUAGGGAAAUGGCCAAACCAUAUACCAGCAAGAGACGCUGAUGGAUAACAACAAAGCACAUUUGUCUAAAGAAAACAAGAGUACUGGGGAAAACCAAAUUGAGUAUGCUAAUCUAUGUUAUUGUGGUUAUUGCAUUUGAAUAUUGUUUUCUAUUGUUUUUUUUUUCAUUCUAUGAAUAAGUUCUUGCAUAUCUACGUAUAUAACAUUGUAUUUUGUUUUUAUUUGUUAUUCUGGUUAUAUAUAUAUCAACCCUCUAGACUUAAUAAGCUUUCCUGUGAAAAUAUUCACAGGGAAAGAAGGGUAAUCAAAACUGGCUGGGUCUUCCUUAAUGGCUACUCGCUUAACAGGGGUUUAUAUGGGCACUUUUGCUCAGUUUGGAUGUCAUGAUAAUCAGCAUAGAGGACUGUUCUUUUGUUACAGUUACACAAUUCAUUUGAUCAGGGAAUUACCAUAAUAUAGUUUCAGCCAGCGUAUGAUCACUAUGGAAAAUAAUUGUGCCAAAGUAAAGAAAGUCAUCUUUGGAUAAACUUUCACUUCAGCCUGCGCACUAAUGAAAAUCCCUUUCAUAGACACACUCCUUUUCUCUAUCCUUAGCUGUUACAAGUGUGCCAACCUGACAAUUUUAUUACAGAAUCUUACACUUGAACAUAUAUGUAGCACUUUGUGGUAUUCAAGUAAGGCACACGUUGUUUCAAGAGUAUGUUUAUGUCCCUCUAUACAAUCAAACUUUGAGCACUCCCUAAUGAUGUCACAGGACAAAACACACACAUUUACAGUUUAUAAAAUCCUACUUGUCUUAUGCAAUGCUUCAAGACAUAUGCAAGAAGUAAAACCAGGAAUUUUCUUCUUGAAUGACAGUAUGGAAUCCGACUCAGGGCGUUUCAUUAGGACCAAACCCUAGCAGUUUGCAUGCUAGAAACUGGCAAUAUUUAUAUGUGUAUUAAGUUUUAAUCAGCUCAAUUACCCUUUUUCAUGUAUAUACUUAGAAGGUUACAGAAAACCGUUAAUAAGAGGUCAACAUCGUCACCAAUGCUGCCCAGCUUCCAUGUGCUUGCACUGGCAUUCCUGCAGCAAACUGCCUUCUCAUCUAAAAAGCCAUCUUUAUGUGUUUCUUGUGAAUAUCCCACUUCUCUAAAAGCAGCUCUAUGUGGAGGGUUAUAUGGGUUUUCAUGUAUCAAUUUCUUUAUUGCCAAAAUGUCUGGCUGGGAAAGCACAGAUGAUAUACGGAGGCUUUUUCUGCCUCUCUUUGAAGCAAUACAGACAUUUGUUUCUGUAGCAAUGAGAGUUCCCAUCUCACAAAUUAGGCAGGUCUCAUCAUUGUUGAGUGUGUGUAAAGUAUGCGUGAAUGCUGUUACAUUUUCGCCAUGGAGUGAAUGUUCUUGGUUGGUGCUGUCACACAUGAACUGUGUGAUUUCCUCAUUGCUUUCUUGUUGUUAUUAUAUUGUUUUUUGUUAGUUCUGGCGACAUGGCCAAGGUGUUGUUAACUCUUUUUGUUUAUGUCAUACAAAGAAAAGCCAUAUAAACAGGCACAAUAAACUUUUGAGAUAUUAUUCAGUA
Molecule: messenger RNA, 3768 nt
Organism: Boleophthalmus pectinirostris (great blue-spotted mudskipper)
Lineage: Eukaryota; Metazoa; Chordata; Actinopteri; Gobiiformes; Gobiidae
Gene: rarga
Product: retinoic acid receptor gamma a
Exons: 10
Coding region: 332-1855 (507 amino acids)
Biological process (GO): regulation of transcription by RNA polymerase II; cellular response to corticotropin-releasing hormone stimulus; retinoic acid receptor signaling pathway
Cellular component (GO): transcription regulator complex; nucleus
Molecular function (GO): nuclear receptor activity; zinc ion binding; nuclear glucocorticoid receptor binding
Source: RefSeq, a predicted model, not a curated record